AUGGAUGUAAUUUUCGAAAGCUCACGUAUUGCAAAAAAUGUCUCAUUCACAACUUAUUGCCGUCUAUUGGAAAAACUAGCAUCAAGUGAUGUGGUCAAGACGAAAGAAAAAAUUUUGUCCGAAUUUGUAAUUUUAUGGGAGACCCAGUAUCUCGCAUUAGACUCAAUAAGUCAGUAUCCGUGUGGUGGCCGAGCUAGUCUUUAUUUACUCUUGCGUUUGUUAAUUCCUUCUCAUGAUAGAUCAAGGAAAGCUUUCGGAUUGCGUGAACAGACACUAUCAAGACUAAUAAUUAGAGCUAUCGGACUAGCCCCAAACAGUCUGGCUGCUCGUAAACUUUCACAUAUUCAUCCUAAUAGUAUCCAUCGACAGACUGAUUUCGCCGAUGUAGCAUAUACAGUGCUCAAAGCUCGAUGUCGUGAGGACAGUGUUUUGUCUGUCAAGGAUUUGAAUACUCAUUUAGAUGACCUGUCUACUGCUGAAUCGUACGAUAUGCGUUUACAAGUAUUGCGAUCGUUGUUACAGUUAACUACAGCUUUAGAACAAAAAUGGAUUAUACGUCUUAUUGUUAAACGAGAUUCUGGUUGUGGCCUAAAUGGGAAGAGUAUUCUCAAGUGCUUUCAUCCAGCUGCGGUCUCUGUUUUCGAAGUCACACAAGAUCUUCUCCCACUAUGUGAACGAAUCGCAAAUAUACCUUCCAACACAUCCAUGUUGACAGGACAUGCUAACAAUUUAAGCAAGUCAUUCGAUGUCACUCUUUUUGUUCCAUUUCGUCCCAUGUUAUGCGAGCGGGCUAAUAGUGGUGAUAUGCUAGUGAACUCAGCACUACAUUUGUACGGUAAACAGAACCAAGGUGAUGCUAAAGGAUUAAAAUUUAUUUUCGAAACGAAAUUCGAUGGAGAACGCGUUCAACUUCAUAAAUCAAGUAAUUCUUAUCGAUAUUGGUCAAGAAAUGGUUUAGAAUGGACAGCAAGUUACGGUGAAGAUGGUACUCGAGAUUUUGACAGAUUAUCUGCUCAAUUACAUUAUGGAUUUGCACAGCAUGUAACUGAUUGCAUACUAGAUGGAGAAAUGAUGAUAUUUAGUAAGUGGUCAAAUUCAAUUAUGUCAAAAUCAACAAAAUUUGAUGUAAAACGGAGUUCUUAUCAAAAUCCAGAAAUCGAUAAUUAUCAACCGUGUUUCAUUGCUUUCGAUAUACUUUAUUUGAAUUCACAAUUAUUAACUUCAAAGUCCCUACUGCAGCGUAAACAUCUUUUAUCAAAGGUAUUCAAUUUGAAUUCAACAUCACUGGAUACUGACUCGUUUAUGGAUAGUGAUGAAUCAUUAGAUUUCAAACCGAUCCCUAUUAUAAAUGGUAUUAUGUACGUUUCUAAAUGGUAUACUGCCUCAGCACAUCAAACAGAAGUUGCAAGAGCUUUUAAUCAUCUUGUGGAUAAUCAUCAAGAGGGUCUUAUAGUAAAAAUAGCCAAUUCUCCAUCUCCUUAUCUACCUGGUAUUAGAACUGAUGGUGGCUGGUGGAAAAUUAAACCAGAUUAUAUACAGGGUUUAUUAGAAGACUUAGAUUGUCUAAUUGUCGGUGGUUAUUUUCAUCAUCGUGGAAAUAAGAUAAUAACAAGAGUUAACCAUUUUUUAUGUGCUGUUCGGAGUGAUGAAUCCUAUGAAUCUACUUCAGAAGAUAAUUUCAAUCUAACACGGUUCUAUACAUUUUGCAAGGUUAAAUCUGGGCUAACAGUUAAACAACUGAAAGAAAUCAACCAGUUGUUAGGAAAACAUUGGAAGGUGUACGACAAAAAACAUCCUAAUUCUAGUUCUACCGAAUGGUUAUGUGUGAAUUCUGAACGCCCAGAUGUUUGGAUAGCUCCACGAUCAUCGCUUGUUUUACAGCUUCACGGAGCUGAAUUAAUCCAGAGUGAUUCAUAUUCUUGUGGAAUAACUCUUCGAUUUCCUCGUGUAGUGGCUAUACGUCAUGAUAAAAAUUGGCGUGAUUCCCUAUCAAUGAGCGAAUUAAUUAAGCUGAAUACUGAGACAGAGGGUAAAUUAGCCACAAAGCGAUUGUCAAUUGUGCCAACAUUUUCUGGGCUUGCAGAUGUCCAACAUCAACAAUCUUUUCCAGAUAUAAGUAGUUUGAAUAGUAGUUGCUCAAGUACAAAUCAAAGUAGUGGGUAUGAUACAUUAAAUGAAACCACAGAACAACAAACAACUGGAUUGUUUAUAAAUGUUGAUGAACCUUUAGCAACAUCUUCACCCAUUAAGCAACGUAAAAUUGAUGUUUGUCAUGAACAUUUAAAUUAUUUUGAAAAUCACGAAAUAUGUCUUUGGUUAUCAAAUGAUGUUGAAUUGAAUAAAAAAUUAGAGCUUGAAGCUAUUAUUCGUCGCUAUGGUGGUGUUGUUGUACAAAAUCCAUCUGAAAGUACUUUUUGUAUUGUUGCUGAUAAGCUUACAUUAAAGACAAAAAAUUUACUGAACUAUUCCAGUACUUCAAAAAAACGCUCUUCAUUUAUUGAAUACAAUGUAGUUCACUUGAAUUGGUUACUUGCUUGCAUCAAUAAAAAAUCUCUGUUAGCAUGGAAACCAAAAGAUAUGUUUGCAAUGAGUUCAUCUGUCGCUGCUAAAAUGGCUCAAGAAUAUGACAAAUUUGGUGAUAGUUAUAGUGAACCGAUUACAUCUGAUGAAUUGAAAUUAAUCUUUAAUGAUAUUUCAUGCUAUGAAUCAGUCACAGAAGAGAAGAGAGGUAUAUCAAAGUUAACAGUUCCAAAGCUCAGUCAUUAUUCAAAAUUAAAACUUUUAUUAAACGAAUUUGCAAAUGAUAUGGAAGUGUUACAUCCUUUGACGGGUUAUAUUCUAGUACUUAUACGUCCAUUGUUCAGUUUAGAAAAUGAUGAAAAGACUGUACUGACUAGUUUGGAAAUUCACCAACAAUUAAUGAUUAUUGAUUUACGUAGACUUGGUUCAAUGUGUAUAGGACCUAUUGAUAUUUAUAAACCGGAGUCUGUAUCUAAUUUACAGUCUCUGUUGAAUAUGACCUAUCACAAUUUGUUAUCUGUGGAUUCACAUACGAAUGAUUGUAUGCGAUCAUUAAGUAAUAACUGUAUCAAUCCGACGCAUGUUAUAGUGUUAUCAACUUCCCAAGAAACACAGUUUAAUAUUUGGUUAAACGAGAAUUAUUCAAUAUUAAACUCUUGGAUUCGUCAAUUUCCUCGUAUUCCACAUUUCAUCAAAGAUAGUUGGUUAACUGAAUGUAUUAUGCGAAGCAGUUGGUGUUCAGAAUUGAAUCAUUUGAUUGAAAUAAACUAA
Messenger RNA from Schistosoma rodhaini, 3291 nucleotides. The record is from the annotation of a GenBank genome assembly. Lineage: Eukaryota; Metazoa; Platyhelminthes; Trematoda; Strigeidida; Schistosomatidae.